This is a messenger RNA of Triticum turgidum subsp. durum (durum wheat), 1524 nucleotides long. The record is from the annotation of a GenBank genome assembly. Lineage: Eukaryota; Viridiplantae; Streptophyta; Magnoliopsida; Poales; Poaceae.
AUGGCGGUCGGCGGCGACGACGACAUGGAGAGGGACUUCGCCGCCAGGCUGCGCCUCGCGCCCUCCAACCCCUCCUCAGCCUCCGCUUCCGCCUCAGCCUCCCCCACGGCGGCCUCCCCUACUGCGGGCGGGGGCGGGAUCGCCUUCCGCGCGCCGCAGGAGCAGUUCACCGCCGCCGACUUCGAGCUCGGCAAGAUCUACGGCGUCGGCUCCUACUCCAAGGUGGUCAGGGCCAGGAAGAAGGACACGGGCAACGUCUACGCGCUCAAGAUCAUGGACAAGAAGUUCAUCACCAAGGAGAACAAGAUCUCCUACGUCAAGAUGGAGCGCAUCGUGCUCGACCAGCUCGAUCACCCGGGCGUCAUCAGGCUCUUCUUCACCUUCCAGGACACAUACUCCCUCUACAUGGCACUGGAGUCGUGCGAAGGCGGGGAGUUGUUCGACCAAAUCGUACGGAAAGGCCGCCUGUCUGAGGACGAGGCACGGUUUUAUGCCGCUGAAAUUGUUGACAUUCUGGAGUAUUUGCAUAGUGUAGGCCUAAUUCAUCGGGAUGUGAAGCCAGAAAAUUUACUCCUUACUUCUGAUGGACACAUCAAGAUUGCUGAUUUUGGUAGCGUGAAGCCUACUGUGGACACUCCAAUCAAAGUCCUCCCAAAUUCAACUAAUGAGAGGGCCUGCACAUUUGUUGGAACAGCUGCAUAUGUACCACCAGAGGUCCUGAACUCUGCCCCAGCAACUUUUGGAAAUGACUUGUGGGCAUUGGGGUGCACGUUGUUUCAAAUGCUUUCUGGCUCUUCGCCAUUUAAGGAUGCCAGUGAGUGGUUGAUUUUCCAGCGAAUUAUUGCAAGGGAUCUCAGAUUUCCUGAGUUCUUUUCGGAUGAAGCAAGAGAUCUCAUUGACAAGUUGCUGGAUGUUGAUCCAACCAAACGACCAGGUGCAGGACCUGAUGGUUAUGCUUCCUUGAAGAAGCAUCCUUUCUUCAGAGGUAUUGACUGGAAAAAUAUAAGGAAGACGCGUGCACCAAAGCCCGCUGUGGAGGCAAAUGCAAAUGAGGAUGAGGAUAAUCAAGAUUCAGAUUGGUUGUCACACAUGGGAAGUGCACAUGCCAACCAAAAUGUCCCUGUUGGGAAUAAUGGUGCUGCGUCAUCUUCUGAAGUACGGUCCCAUGUAUCUAAAUUAGCUUCCAUCGACUCCUUCGACUCUAGAUGGCAGGAUUUCCUGGAGCCAGGUGAAUCUGUAGUGUUGAUAUCUAAGCUGAAGAAGAUUAAUAAGCUAUCAAAUAAGAAGGUCCAGCUGAUCCUCACCAACAAACCUCAGUUGAUCUGUGUUGACCCUGCGAAGAUGGUGACCAAGGGGAAUAUUAGUUGGUCUGAUGAUCCAAGUGAACUCAAUGUACAAGUAGCCAACUCCUCGCAUUUUAGGAUCUCCACGCCAAAAAAGGUGUUCGUAUUUGAGGAUGCAAAACAGCGUGCCUGGCAAUGGAAGAAUGCAAUUGAAGACCUCCAGCACUGCCAAAAGAACUGA